Messenger RNA from Plasmodium vinckei vinckei, 789 nucleotides. RefSeq names its product 40S ribosomal protein S3A, putative. Gene Ontology annotation, biological process: translation. The record is from RefSeq and is a predicted model, not a curated record. Gene Ontology annotation, cellular component: cytosol; ribosome. The transcript is spliced from 2 exons. Gene Ontology annotation, molecular function: structural constituent of ribosome. Bases 1 to 789 code for a protein of 262 amino acids. NCBI's taxonomy places the organism in Eukaryota, Apicomplexa, Aconoidasida, Haemosporida, Plasmodiidae.
AUGGCAGUUGGAAAAAAUAAAAGAACAUCAAAAGGAAAAAAGGGGGGAAAGAAAAAGGUCACUGAUGUUUUUACCAAAAAAGAAUGGUAUGACCUUAAUGCUCCUAACAUGUUUAUGGUUAGAAAAUUUGGAAAAACCUUAGUUACUAAAACUAUUGGAAAAAAAUUGGCAACCGACGGUUUAAAGGGUAGAAUUUACGAAGUCAAUUUAGCCGAUUUAAAUAAUGAUGAAGAUCAAGCCCAUAAAAAAAUAAAAUUAAUCUGUGAUCAUAUUGUAAAUAGAGAUUGCUAUACAGACUUUUGUGGUUUAAGUAUAACAAGAGAUAAGUUAUGUUCAUUAAUUAGAAAAGGUUAUACAUUAAUUGAAGGAUGUACUGAUGUCAAAACUAUUGAUGGCUAUCAUUUAAGAAUGUUUUGUAUAGCUUUUACUAAAAAAAGACCUAACCAAACCAAAACAACUUGUUAUGCACAAACUAGCCAAAUUAAAAAAAUCAGAAAAAAAAUGGUUGAUAUUAUGCACGCAGAAGCUAGUAAAGUUUUAUUAAAAGAUUUAGUAAAAAAAAUUAUUCCUGAAUCAAUAGGCAAAGAAGUUGAAAAACAAUGUAAAAAAAUAUUUCCAUUACAAAAUGUUUUAAUUAGAAAAGUUAAAAUUUUAAAAAGACCUAAAUUAGAUAUCUCUAAAUUAAUGGAAUUACACACAGAUCCAAAAGAAGACUCAGGAAAAAAUGUCAAAUCUUUACCUGAAUCAAAGGAAGCUACUAAUAUUUUAACUGCUGAACUUAAACAUUAA